Molecule: messenger RNA, 795 nt
Organism: Saccostrea cuccullata (small rock oyster)
Lineage: Eukaryota; Metazoa; Mollusca; Bivalvia; Ostreida; Ostreidae
Product: acidic fibroblast growth factor intracellular-binding protein B-like
Exons: 4
Coding region: 68-376 (102 amino acids)
Cellular component (GO): nucleus
Source: RefSeq, a predicted model, not a curated record
AUUAAGACUUUUUAAAUUAUUCUUUUAAAUAUUUAGGCAAGUACUCAGUCAUCUUAAGCAGCAGAGCAUGGCUAAGAAAUCGAGACAGAUUGUGGAGGAAUCCUUUAAGAACUGGACAAAAGCAAUCAUAAACAUCGCUUGUGGCUUGAAUCACAGUAAGGAUGUGAGAGACAUUUUUCUAGACUUGGUAGAGAAGGUGACAGAGCCCUGCCUAGCUGGGGGUCUCACUGCUCCAGACAUGAACACAUUCCUCAAUGCCUACAAGGACACUAUUGUCAAAAUGGACGUCUUCAGACACCAGCCUCAUAUGUUAGUGGUUUGGGACAGGUACAUGAAGACUCUAAUUCUUUGUGUACUACAGAUCUACCAUACCUGACAGUCAUUAAUACAGGUCCAAUAUAAGACAAACAAGUUCACAGAUGGCUGCUGGUGUUACCUGUAACUGAUAAUUCUCUGUAGUUAAGCACAUACCUGAGAACAAAUGUUUAUUAUUCAGUGUAUAUUCAUAUAAUAGUGAGGUGGAAAUGGAUGAUAGGUAUCAAGAUCACAAGAUGUCAUGCCUAGAGUCAAGGGAGUCCACUGUUCAAACAAAUGUCUAUUUUAUAAAGUGAUGUUCACUUGUGUAUUUGUCUGAUUUUAUCAAAACUCUGCAAUAAGAUGUGUGUUAAUGUGUGUUAAUGAAUCAUAAUUGAUUCAAUUAUUAUUUUGAUGAACAUGGGAAACUGUCUGAAAUGUUCAGAGAUUUUUGUUGUACAGAUGUAUUGUUAGAAAUUAAAUUUCAAGGACGUCUUUAAA